AUGCCAGGGGCUUUCCCUGCGAGGUCACCGAGUUCUAGUAUUACAGAUAGCCCACGUCAAGGCCUCUUGGCCGAAGGCUCCCAACGGCCUCCUACAUCAUCGCCAAUACGAUCAGUAGCGGCACCUAUAUUCAACUUCAAUUCGCCAUUUUCAUUUAGUUCAUCUCCGCGUGUUAUCAGCCCCCAUCGCGAUCAUAUUGACAUUCACUCAUCUCCUCCUCCUCAUUCUCCCCCUCCACCUCGUGCAGAUUCGGCUCCUACUGCUCUUAUCUUCGAUCUACCUGUCGUGGCUCCGCUGUUUUCUCCGGCGGACUUGAGGACUAUUCAACAAAAAACUCAAUUUAUGUCAGAUACACGUCCUAAGGCAGGUCCUAUAGACUCCAAACCACCUCAACAUAUUUCCAGUCAGACGGCCUCGAGCUCUUCUAAAGAACCUAUCCCUGCCAUGGCUCCGAAAGUGACAAGUAUCCCUAAAGCUAAGACUAGGUCUAUAUAUCAUCAAGACAAUCCGCCCCCAGCCUUUUCUGCGGAAAAUGUAGCCCGUCUUGCUGCUGUGAACCUCACGCCGUUCCAUAAAAAGGCUCAGUUACUAGCUGAAAAGAUUCAGUUUGAGAAGGAUCGGCUUUCCGCUGCUGCAAAACCCCAGCCCUCUGCCGAUCAAACCCAGUCUUCUAGUAAAGAAUUGCAACCUUCUAAUAAAGAAUCUCAGCCUCUUCCUGAGGAAAUUCAGCGUACAAACGAAAAAGAAAAUGAUUGUCUUGGGAAAGACGGGGAGAAGAAAGGAGAAUCCACAGCUAGUGAGAAACCCGACAAUAUCAAAAACAAGUCCAAGGGUGGACCGAUAGAACCGAAGACCAACAGGAUGAUAAAAAUAUCUGAGAGGGAAGGAUGCACUCUACUCAUGGAGCAAAUUAAAUCCUCUGUUAAUCCUGCGCGAUACCAAAGAUUUGUCUCCAUCAUCGCUGAGCUAUACUCUCAUCAGUCAUCCCUUGAGCUGUUUGAACUCAAAGCCCAUGAUCUCAUGAAAAAUAUUCUGAUCUGGUUCAUCGAGCAGCCAUCGCUCAGCCUUGUCAGUAUAAACAGGAUUCUCCCCAUUGGUAAUAGUUUUACAAUCUUGGAUUACUAUGAGAAGGAAUCACUGCGAAUUAUUCUGGCUGUCAGCUGCAUUGACAGGGUAUCGCAUGUCGAUGUAUGGAUGUUUGGAGAUCUUGGGUUCAAAGACAAGCAACUCUUCAGAAUCGCCGAAUACCAACUAAAGGAACGCGGACCGCUGCAAGACGCGAUGGUAUGGAAGACAUUGCUAAGCACCGAAUCAAUGAUCAUGACAUCAUGCGGGCUGUUUUAUGGAUGCAUAGACUCCGAGUGCGAAACAGUCUUGGAAAAGGUCAACUCAAAGAUUCGGAGAAUGAAUCUCUCCCAGGGACAAGCCCCACCAGACGAUAUCUUAAUCGAGUUGUAUUGUGAAAACUCACUGGCCGAGCAGGAAAUUUUCGCUAUGCAAGAAGCUUCUCUCCACCCAAAGGUAGAGCCUAUCAAAGCGGACGGUGAUGUUGAGUGGACAAAGUUCGUCAAGGCUAGAAGUAGGUAUGAGGAGUCAAUACUGGCCGAAAAUUGUGUGGAGGAGGCCUUUACAGGUACUGCCGAAAGGGUUUACAUGUCUAAGUCUACGUAUAUUGAGAAUCUUAAGGGCGUAGUCCCAUCCCUGUCUAGUGACGACCGUGCAGUAGAGGAGCUACUCAAGAAGAUGCAGAAACCAUGGAAACUGUCCGGGGCGUGCUCCAGGAGGGUCAAAAAAGACCUCGCUGCCGCAAGAGGCAUCCAUCGUGGGUGUGAGGCCACACUGGGCAAAAUGGCGGUCAUGAUCAAGAAGACUGAGGCGGGAAAUGUCGCAAAGUCUAAGGCAAGCAAUCUCGCUGUGCCCAAGGAGAGCAAUGUCGCCGUACCUAAGGAUACCAGUGUCGCCGUACCUAAAAUAAAGAACGUCGCCGUACCCGUCGCCAUACCUAAGAUAAACAAUGUUGCCGUACCCGUCGCCGUACCUAAGAUAAACAACGUCGCCCUGCCUAAGACAAACGUUGCUCUACCUAAGACAAACGUCGCCCUACCUAAGACAACCGUCGCCCUACCUAAGGAAAACAAUCUUACUGUCUCUAAGGCCAACAAUCUGGCCGUGCCGAAGGCAAACAAUCAGCUCGCCGCACCUAAGUCAAACUAUCCCGCCAUACCUAAGGCCAACUUCCUCGCCGUACCCCAGUCAGAUACAAGACCUGGACAUGCUAUAGAUAACCGUAUGAACACAGCUUUAGGAGCCAGGCGAUUCACCGUGAUCGAGGACGGAGUCGAGUUCAUCAUGGAGAAACCCGAGCAUCCGAACGACCAACAGACCGAAUCCGACUCUGAGUUUGGGGAGGAAAUGGGCAAGAAGCCGGAUGUCAAGGUGGGGAAGGAGAAGGCGAAAGCUGCUGUGGCCACUGCGGCGGCGACGGUGGUUCAGGAACAGGAGCAGCCAGAGGCGCCAAAGCAAGGAGCCAACGCGAAUAAGGGCAAGGGCAAGAACAAGGGCAAGAAGGGCAAGAAGGGCAAGAACAUUGGCUGGAAAAGGCUUUAG
This is a messenger RNA of Morchella importuna, 2607 nucleotides long. RefSeq lists its product as uncharacterized. The record is from RefSeq and is a predicted model, not a curated record. Lineage: Eukaryota; Fungi; Ascomycota; Pezizomycetes; Pezizales; Morchellaceae. Bases 1 to 2607 code for a protein of 868 amino acids. The transcript has 5 exons.